UAAGGACUUAAAACCUGUUUCUGCUUAUUUACACCAAGCAGCGUCGCUGGACGGUCAGAGGCUCAGGCUAACUCACCAGUCCAUGUUUAAAACGCACUUUAGUCUUGAAGAGAAGCAGACGCGAUGUUCUCAAACUGCACACCGCAGAACACCAGCAACGCCGAAAACCUAACCGACGUGUACGAGGCGGCGCGGUGGAUACAGCUCUCCAUGGCCGUCCUGAGCAUUGUCGGCUCAGGAUCCAUCUUGGUGUUUUCAGCUUCACAGAAACUCUUUCAAUCGCAGGAGGUGCGCCCCCUGCUGCUCCUCAGUGCGGCGGACCUCCUGCUGGCUGUCAGCUGGCUGGUGGGGGCCGCUCUCUACACCCCGGACCCCGAGACACACCCCGCCUGCUGCCACCUACACACUGUGGAGCAGAUCCUCUACACGACGUCCUUCUCCUACACGCUCCUCUACGUGUGGAGGCUGCUCUCCGACCUCAUGGGUCAGGAGGCCAGCAAUGUGCUGUCACCUAAAAUCCUCGCUGUGGUUGCAGGGCUCCUCCCCUGGCUGCUCAUGUCUCCAGUGUUGAUCAAGGCUAACCUCCUCCGCUGCUACGCUAACUGUAGCCAACCCUACAGGUGUCUCCUGAUGCAGACGGGGCCCCUGUGCCUGGGCGGCGAGCAGGGAGACUGCUGGCUGCUCCACGCCUACCGCGACCUCAUCUUCCUCCUCACCUUCCUCAUCACCCUCGUCGGCAUCACGGUGCUGAUGGAGAAAGCCCGGCGCAUUCACAGACGGGUCGUGACCUCCGGGGGUUUCCUAGGCGACAGGCAGUGGGCCAAUCUGAGGAUGCUGGACCGACGCAUGCUGCUCUACCCCGCUGUGUUCAUCUUCUGCUGGGGUCCAGCCGUGUGUGUGACCGCCCUGAGCUGGAUCCGGCCCGCGGCCCUGCAAGGCGCCCUGGCCGCCGCGCUCUACCUCCUCCAGGUAUUAAACAUCAUCAACCAUGGAGCAUAUUAUACACACACCGACACACACACACACACACCGGCGUGUUGGCCUUGGUUCCCCCCUGAGUGUCCCCGUGUCUCUGGCCAGGCGCUGGCGUCCGGGUCCCAGGGCGUCCUCAACAGCCUGGCGUACGGCUGGACGCGCUCCCGGUUCCGCGAGGCCGGGCCGAGGCGGUCGGAGCUGCAGGACGCCACCACCCAGACGCCCCUCCUCCGCGCCCAGAGGCCCGGGUACCGCACGCUGGGGCCGGACAGAGGGGCCCCCCCCGGCCCGCCCCGGGGCCGGAGCCCCAGCCCACACACCUGAGACCGGAGCGCACGACCCGCCCGGGACCGGACCCCACGACCCGUCUGAGACCGGAGCCCACGACCCACCUGAGACCGGAGCCCACGACCCGCCCGGGACCGGACCCCACGACCCGCCCGGGACCGGACCCCGAGACCCACCUGAGACCGGACCCCACGACCCACCCCGGGUCCCCAGAGUCCGCCAGGACCCUAACACCCGCCCGGACCCCACAACCCACCAGGACCCCAGAGCCCACGAGGAUCCCAGAUUCCAUCAGGACCUCAGAUCCUGGUGGAAUCUGGGGUCCUAGGGGGCUCAUUCAGGUAGAGCCUGUUCUUCUCCUCUGGUCUGGGUCCGGGGUGGACCCAGGUCCAGGUCCGGGUCAGAGGUGGACCCAGGUCUGUGUCCGGGGUGGACCCAGACCUUGGUCCGGGUGCGCAGUCCUGUUCUUGAUUGUGUAACAAUGUAAACACGGUGGCUAGAAGCCGCGCGGUAGCACGCGUCCCUGGUCCUUUGUCUGAUUCCCACAAUGACGUUCAUGGCUGAGAUCCAAAGCUGAGGGAUUCUGGGGGACCGAGAAAUUGACCAAUCGUGUGGAAACACAAAGAAACCUGUCAUCAUUGCGCCCAGCGAGGUCAUGUGACCUUCAGCAUCCGAGGGAACCCGACCGCACACACAUAGACACCCCACCCCCCCAUAGAGACACACACACUCAGACAAACACACAAACACACACACACAUACACACAAACACACACACACUCACACAAACACACACAAACACCCUCACAAACACACACACACACACAAACACACAUGCCCAACGUUGCUGACAGCAAAUCAAUUUUCCAAACCCGUUUUUCAUAGUUGAACCUUUCCGCAGUGAUUUAGCACAGUAACAGUGUGACGGAGAUAUAUAUCUGACAUGUUACUGUUCUCUCUGAACUGUACUGUAUAGGAGCGUAGGAAUGUUAAUGGUAGCCAUGGUGAUUGGUCAGUAAUUCAUUGUUUGUUCAUUGUCUAAUUAUUUGUCCUUAUACUGACAAUUUUGUGUUUGGAACUGUAACAGCCGUUCUCAUGCAGACGUGCUAAAACAUUUUGAUUCAGCUAAGUCACCGUGUAUUUACAUUACUCCAAUGCUCUCCAGGCAUUACAAAAUGGCGGGGUAUCCCAACAACAAAUCCCAUGACGCACUCUGAUGUACAAGCCCCAUAGAGCCUUCGGUUAUUCUCUGAAGCUGCCUCUAGAUGUUGGGAGAACUCAAAGAAAGGACUAAACAAACACGAUUUAUGUAUGCAUUAAUUUAUUUGAAUCUGGUUGAGUGAAAUAAUGGUGAUUUGUUGAAUGUUGAUUUUGCUGGUGAAGACGUGUCACUCGUUUCACUCCCGAAAGGGAGUCAUCAUCCGAGUAGUCGCGUCUCGACAGUUAUUGAAGAGCAGACAGUAUUUGGAACCCCCAUCUGCCACGAAGUCAGCAACAGUCUUCUUCCCCUUGAAAUUGUUCUUUUUAAUAGUCUAGACAACAAAUACAUAAAUAAGGAUGUGAGGCUACAACAUUA
Messenger RNA from Gadus morhua (Atlantic cod), 2839 nucleotides. RefSeq names its product transmembrane protein 116 (gene tmem116). The transcript has 11 exons. Gene Ontology annotation, molecular function: G protein-coupled receptor activity. The record is from RefSeq and is a predicted model, not a curated record. Bases 124 to 1299 code for a protein of 391 amino acids. Gene Ontology annotation, cellular component: plasma membrane. Gene Ontology annotation, biological process: adenylate cyclase-activating G protein-coupled receptor signaling pathway. Lineage: Eukaryota; Metazoa; Chordata; Actinopteri; Gadiformes; Gadidae.